AUGUCACUCACGAUACCCAUGGUCGCGCCGAUCUACCCGGCAGGCAAGGAGCCAUUACCUCCAGGUAUUACAGAGGAAGAACGCGAGCAGUUCCUCCAAGCCAAAAAAUACCAGGACUACAUGACGAUGGGUAUGGAGUCGUGCGUAGCAAAGACGAUCAUUGCGGGGGGUGGAGGUUUCGCCAUCGGAGCGGUGUUCUCUCUCAUGAGCUCGUCGUUCGCGUACGAGGACCCGAUGGCUCGAGCAAGUCUGAGCACGACGCAGAAGGCGUCGGAAAUUUUCAAGGAAAUGGGUCGGGGCAUGUGGCGCAGCGGGAAAGGUUUUGGCAAAGUCGGUGCGCUGUUUGCCGGGCUGGAAUGCGUACUAGAAUCGUAUCGGGCGAAGAACGACAUGGUCAAUCCUGUAGCCGCAGGCUUUCUGGCUGGCGGUGUUCUCGCGCGAAAUGCGGGACCGAAGGCAGUUCUCGGUGGUGGCGUGGCGUUUGCGGCAUUUUCAGCCGUAAUAGACUUGUUCCUGAGACGAGAACCGGCAGAUGACGACUGA
Molecule: messenger RNA, 543 nt
Organism: Sparassis crispa
Lineage: Eukaryota; Fungi; Basidiomycota; Agaricomycetes; Polyporales; Sparassidaceae
Product: Mitochondrial import inner membrane translocase subunit TIM22
Exons: 4
Coding region: 1-543 (180 amino acids)
Biological process (GO): protein insertion into mitochondrial inner membrane
Cellular component (GO): TIM22 mitochondrial import inner membrane insertion complex
Molecular function (GO): transmembrane protein transporter activity
Source: RefSeq, a predicted model, not a curated record